Molecule: messenger RNA, 5769 nt
Organism: Fusarium subglutinans
Lineage: Eukaryota; Fungi; Ascomycota; Sordariomycetes; Hypocreales; Nectriaceae
Exons: 10
Coding region: 1-5769 (1922 amino acids)
Biological process (GO): transmembrane transport; metal ion transport
Cellular component (GO): membrane
Molecular function (GO): metal ion transmembrane transporter activity
Source: RefSeq, a predicted model, not a curated record
AUGUCCGGGAAUGACGACCCUUCAAUGAAACAGAGCACAAGCUUUAUACCGUGGAAUUCGGCCAAAACCAACGUCCCCAUCCCGGAACCUUCACGUAUCGUCAGCGACAUUGUCGGAAGCGCAGCCGUUAAAGCUUCAGCGGCUGGUAUCCUAUCAAGCAACCCUCGAAUUCAAGCAGCUCAGUCCGAGUGGGAACGUAGACAGGCACAAUACUUCUCACAGACACCUGCAUCGUCUCAAGUGAUGCCUCGAAAGAGAAAAGCAUCCCCAGACUUUUCACCUUCAGACUUUUCAUCUGUUCUCCCCAAGAGGACUCCCGCUGAUUACGCCCGUGUCCGCGAAGCUCGUCGCUUUACGGAAGCCGAGGUCGCGAGACAGUUGGCAGAUAUCAACAGUGCAGCUAUCAAGAAGAGCGCCAUGCACCGUUCAUCUCAAGCUGCCGUGGUUUCGCUCACUGGGGCCGAGUUGCUCAAAAAGUACACUGGCCAAGGGACACCAUCACCAACACCUGGACCAGCAAGAUCGCCUGACUUUUUAGUACCUGAUACUCGAGUGGAGGCAAUCAUCCUGGCUGAUCCUAGCCGAGCCUACACUGUAUAUCCUUUCCCCCAAGGUGGUUUUACUUCUGCUCGUGGAGCACUUAUUCCGGCAAACUACAAACUUCACGACGACCCUGAACUUCCAUACAUAUGUCCUGUGCGAGAUUGUCGCCGUGUGUUUGGCAAACUUAAUGGUCUUGGUGGACAUUUUGGCGCUGGGCAUUGUUCAACGACAUUCAACGACAACGGAGAUGGCACAUUGACCAAGGUCGGUAGCUAUCAGAAGGAUGGUCCUGGAGGUACACCUGGAAUCGUUGUUUCCAGAAACCCCCUUCCUCCUGAUGCACCACCUCCGGUCGACCCAGGCUUGUCGCUAUUCGCCUCGUUCCAGCAGAACCGAGUAUCUCGAGCUGCCGAACAUGAGAGAAAGACAACACGCUCACAGGAUUCUCCCUACCGGCCUCAAGCUAUGCAAGAAUCGGAGGUUAAGCAAUAUCUCCACCAACACCUCAGCCCAGCCCAAAAGUCUCAUCAGCGAGAGGACAUCAAUUACAUGCUGACAUUGCCUCGUAGACGUGAGCUGCCUGAGGGUUGGAAGCAUACCCACCGGGGGAGCAACCUGGACGUCACUCAUUAUUCCUGUGCAGUGGCAUAUCUCGUAGGUACAGGCGUGGUUGGUAGCGAGCAGUGCACAGUCAAUACCACUCGACCAUCUGCACGACUAUCGCAACCUUGCAUCCGUCUCCCAAUCGGCCUGUCUGCGACAGCGAAGCAGGCAUUUUCUGCUCUAGAGUCUUGCGUAGGAUGUAGAUACUGGUGUCACCUGCAGCGACGUUCAAACGGUUGUGACUGGUGUCCUGAGCCAAAAGUUAGACGAGGGGCUUCCGGUUCAUCUCGAUCGUCGUCUUCCGAGGAACUGAAUCCCCCGAUGGAUCUCGACGAUUCUGAGGAUGUCAACAUCAUGACUGAGGUCCAGCCAAAACGAAGAAAAAGACGCUCCUCUGGGAAUGACGUUGCCGUGAGAGACCAAACAGUUGCCAUCAUUAGCAGACCUGAGAUGGGCGUUGAAUUGGAAAUGGAGGAUUGGGAGGUUGCUCCAGGAAGGAUAAAGGAUGAAUCUUCCUCGGACAACGUCGCCUAUUCCAACUCGUUUCUCACCAGUGGUCAACCCGUCACCGUUUCAGAGGACGUCAGCUUCAACGUCAUGGUUCUGAAGCCGGGUAGCGCUAAUCAUUGGGCUGUUGAAGACGACAAACUGCGAACAUGCUCCGUCGCCUCAGGAAAGAUUCGUGUCACCAUGAACGAAAAGACGUUCAAUCUUGGCCCCAACGGCAUGUUUGUUACACCCCACGUUAUGGGAUCUACAGAGUCAGCCUACAGAGAUAAUAUUAGCACAUCAGCAAUUGACAUGAGAAUCGGAUAUUACUUUGAAAUGGACUUUUGUCACGAGCGUGCUAAGCCAGGCUGCUCGGACUCACCAGAGCCGGAGCUCAGCAAUGACAAGGACUCGGCUCAUGUAAAUCCAGGGAGUCCCCCAGAUCAACUCCCGCCACUGAAUGAUUACACGACAAAGAGAGAACCCGAGAAGAAGAUUAGCGAAGAAUCGACGGAAACAGAGGUGUCAAAGGCCAGGUUUAUUAUUGAUCCGGAAGGAGAAUUCACUCAUGAUCAAACAACUGUCGACAUUGUGACUGUUCCAUGCCCUGGAGCAGAUCCCCUUCGAACAUGGAGUCGGGAUGGCCUUAUGAGUCGAUACCACGGAGCAUUGUCUAUGCGCGACGCCGAAGGUGCAGCAUCUGAUGCUGAUCGACCAGCUCCAUCAUGGGUUCGCCAAGGCCUUCGUCGUGAAGCGGAUCGAGCUCGGAUUCUGUUGUAUGAGCACCCAUCGACGACUGAGGAUACGAGGCUGAGUACCCUGGCCGAUGCAUUGCUGGAAGAGUUGGAAAGCUUGAGAAAACGAGAGAAGCAGACACGACCGGUUGUGUUUGUGGGCCAUAGCGUUGGCGGUAUUAUUGUCAAGAUGGUGUUGACAAAGGCAAGCAGAGAUCCGUCGUUUGAGGAUAUAUACAGGCAAUGCUAUGGUGCUGCAUUCUUUGGAUCGAGUUACUUUGCCAUGCCGAGUCUCGCAACUGGUAUUCAGAAUCUGCUUCAACUGUCAGCUCCUAUGCCGACAUCAAUAACGGACGAUCUUCGUGUGGGAAAUACUCUGCUCCUCCAACUCGACGACGACUUCAAAUCGAUCGCACACGACUUUCGCAUCUGGACGCUGUAUGAGACCAUCGACUCUCGCCUUUCAGGCAGCUCGGGAGAUGUCUACUUCACUGCCCCACUAACUUCAAUCAAGUCUGCUAUCCUCGGCAUGCGACAAGAGACUAUUCUCCCACUUCAGAGUGAUCACGCGAAUAUUGCUUCUUUCGGGCGGCAUAAUCUGCACACGAUGCGCCUAUUUCUGAAGCAGUUGUCGGCUCUCAUCGGACGCGCAGACGAGUACUCUCGUGAGGACGGAAAUUGGUCUCUGAAUCUUGAGCAAAAGGUCAAUGUCGAGGUUCACGGAUUCUUUGAAGAUCCUCCAGGUCCAUUUGAUGUGGCGACGAUUCGAGCUUGGUCUACACGACUGCCGCUUCGAGAUUUCUUGAGAAAGGGGCCAGAGGAGUGCUUGGCUGAGAGGUUGAACGAAGUCGAGACAGUUGAUGAAGGCAGGUUCUUGAGGAAUCGAGGGAAAACAACGAUGCUACCGACCGAGAAAGUUGCUGAUGAAACACACGACAAUCCCCUUGGGAUCUCGCAGGGAUCUGUCGAGUCUUCUCCUGCAUCCCCCAUCAUACGGCCUGUUGAUGCAGAAAAGACAAGAUCAGAGUCAGCACCUCAAACAGGAGCAAGAUCUCCCGCCACACCUUUAUCACCGGCGGCUAUUUCACCACCCACACACUACUCAACGCCGAUGCGACGUCCUUCGCCACUUAUUCGUGCCAACUUUGAGCAGGAUUUGGCUGUCGAUCGUCUAUCUCCUCCUCCUAGAGGAAGAAUGGGGCGAUCUCUUAGUAGGUCUGUCAGCAUGGGAACUCAAGCCUCACAAUACGAGUACAAAGACUUUCCUCCGUUCUCACAGCGAAGUCGAAGUACCAUUGGCGGCUUCAGUGACGAUGACGAUAUCGAUGCGUCUCCGAGGUUGCCAGAAGCGAUCGUUGCCAUCCGAAAGGCCGCGAAUAAUGGUGAGAGGAGAGCCAGUGAGACAGUAAUCGUGGAUGAGGUGCCUGUUGCGUUCUCGAAACCUCAGAUUGAAAAUCGCAAGUUUAUGUGGAUUCAUUUGCCAUACAACAAUCCUAGCUGGGUGACGAAAAUGUUCGAGACUCUGCAGACAGCAAACAAUCGCAACUAUGCCCCCCUGUUUAACAAUGACUUCUGGGCGACAAGACAUUCUCGAGGGCGACACUCUCAACACUAUGCGUAUUUUGCGAAACCAGGCUGUUACUUUUCAGCUCCUCGGCACAUGUCGCCUCGAGGCCGAUCUUCGAAACAGUCAUCGAUAUCGCCCAAACCAGAGGGUGGAAUCUAUACUUGUCUAUUCCUCCCAUAUCUUCAUUUUGACUCGUACAAACGACUCAUUCGCCGACGAGAACUCAUCCUUCAGCGUCUCGGCCAUGGACGAGCCAGACCUGUUCCCGAAACUGUGGCAAAGUCUGAUUCUCUUGAAUCACAGGUGAUCUGGGAGUUUUUGGGCCACGAUCCACCGCUCAACUGUCGUCGAACACUAGAUCAAUUCGGAUAUCCAUCGCUGAGGGACACUCGGUCGCGAGAUGAUGAUCAGAUGCUGUAUAAACUGACAAAGGAACGAACAUUCGCUCCCGGUUUGGGCCCAGGACUUCAUGGACAAAUGUCAAACAGUAGCUCUGGGAGUAGCGGAAGUGGUAGUCGACGAUCCAAGACAAGUAGCCAGGACGGUGAAGACGAGGAGGGUUGCGAGGACACUAUACUCAACGGCAAUGUUCUCAUGGUGGAUCAGCUGUGGCUUUGGGUCAUAGACUCCCAUACGCUACUCUCCUUCUUCCCAAAGCGAGAGGGUGAUGCUAUUGAAGGGCCUCUGUAUCAGCAAGCAGAUCUUCGCGACAGCAUCUUUAACGAAGUCAACGUCGAUCUCACCCGACAAUGCGAAAAUGCUCUGGACCUAGCGGCAUUAGCAGUCCUCCAUGCUGUCACAGUCCUCCUCGACAGAUCCUCACACCCAGACCUAGAAGUGUUUCGAAUCUUUGAAGAAGCCAUCAGCGUUCUAACCGAAAAACUCACCUCCUCGCUCAAAACAUUUCGCGCUGAGGGAUUCCGUGACAAAGCGUCAGCCUACGAGCCAGUUGAGAACAAAGCUCGUUCCAUCAGAGCACGCCACAAGGCCGAGGGCCGUCGAUCAGAAGAGGAUAACCGAGACAACACAUCUGCUCUCCUUGAACUUCGAGAUAUUGAAGAUGAACUUUUGAUUCUGGUUCAUCUGUUUGAACGUCAGUCUAAAGUCGUCAGCUCUAUGCUCUCCACUUACACUCGUCCGGAACUGCGUGACCGUACUGCAAAUGGAAGACUGUUCCUGAGUGAAGCUAUCAAGAAGGUCUCGGAGUAUACGCACCAAGCUCAAGAGAUGAUUCAGAGAGUCCGGAGCACGAGAAACGACUACGACAAGCUCCUUCAGAUGGUUCAGCGACAGGCGCAGGUUGAUGAGGUACGGCUGAGUAGGCUUCAUGCCGAUCUUGCAAGUGCGCAAAGUCGCAGUGUCAUGAUCUUUACCACAUUUACAGUCAUCUUCCUCCCGUUGACCUUCUUUACUGGUCUCUUCGGUAUGAACACUCAGGAAUGGGGUGGUGAGAAUAACUUGUCGCUCAAGACCAUCGGGACAAUCUCGUUGCCUGCAAGUUUCGCCCUAGUGGUUUUUUCUCUCGUGGCAGCUUUUAGUACAAAUGCCCGACUUCUGAUCAAAUGGCUUGGCCAUUUGUACCGACACAUGAUGUCCUGGGUGUGGAGAACACUGUGUAAGCCAGCUGUUGCAAAGAUGGCUGACAUGCUGCCACAAGGAAAUGAGCGACAAAGGGAGGAGAGGGACUUGAGAAGCGGGAAGAGAGUUUUGAGAGAGGAAAUGAGUGACUUUUGGGAAAGACAUAGAUUAGAGAGGGACAGAGGAUACGCGGUUCCAGAGAAGAAUAAGCGGACGGUAGUGAGUGGUAAGAGUAGUUGGAGGAAGAUGAAGUAG